UUUCGAUUUUUCGUUUCCGGCGUAAUACUGCUGGCGAAUCUUUCCCGUGUCUAACACACCGACAACAACAGCAAAAUGGCCAAGCGCACCAAGAAGGUUGGAAUCGUUGGUAAAUAUGGUACCCGUUAUGGUGCCUCCCUGCGUAAGAUGGUCAAGAAGAUGGAAAUCACCCAGCACAGCAAGUACACUUGCUCCUUCUGCGGCAAGGACUCCAUGAAGCGCGCCGUUGUGGGCAUCUGGUCCUGCAAGCGUUGCAAGCGGACCGUCGCCGGUGGCGCCUGGGUGUACUCCACCACCGCCGCCGCCUCCGUGCGAUCCGCCGUCCGUCGUCUGCGCGAAACCAAGGAACAGUAAACAUAUACGGAUCAUUAAUGAUGGAACCAUCUAAUUGAAUGCUCCGCUAUGCUAGCUCCCGUACUUUUAAUCUGACAACGCGAUUUUCCUGUGGUUUGCGCCGUGCCGGUCAUGUGAAAAUAAAAAAAAUGUUUUUUACUUUUAACA
Drosophila sechellia is the source of this 501-nucleotide messenger RNA. It is a transcript of the gene RpL37A, whose product is annotated as ribosomal protein L37A. Gene Ontology annotation, biological process: translation. Gene Ontology annotation, cellular component: ribosome. The record is from RefSeq and is a predicted model, not a curated record. NCBI's taxonomy places the organism in Eukaryota, Metazoa, Arthropoda, Insecta, Diptera, Drosophilidae. The transcript has 4 exons. Bases 76 to 354 code for a protein of 92 amino acids. Gene Ontology annotation, molecular function: structural constituent of ribosome.